CUGGCUGCUUGGCACUGACUUACGGCUGCUACUGUCAGUUGAGUUUCGACAGUACGUGUAUACAGAGGUGCGUCUAACGUUGCGACCGAUACGAAGAUAAUUGAAAAGCGCGUCUGUUUGUCUGUCUGUCUGGCCGCCUGCCUGUCUCACUGAAUGUCUAGUCUUGUUGUCGUUAUUGACGUCGAUUUUCGCCUUUUUUGCCUUUCGCCUCUGUCGUGUCGAAGGAAAACGCUACGCUGUAGAUCGCGCGCGAGUGCCUAAAUGUGUGUGUCCGUGUGUGCACACGUCAAGUUGUAUGUACAUAUGUAUGAGUGUGUGUUUUAUGCGAGCGGAAAAUUUCUAACAACACACUUGCGCUAACUUCGUUUGUCGGAGAAGAACGACAACCAUAAACGAUAAUAAGAGUGGCAAUAACAACUAACAGCAAAAAUCAUAAAAAAACACGCAAAAACAAACAAAAAAGUGAGAAGCUAGAAAAAAGUGGCAGCAAAACGGAUGGAAUUCACACUUCAUCACCUCUGCGACUAGCCACCGCACCGACUAGCCACUGAGACCGCUAUUGGCCCAAACUGUGUGCUACCCAUUCCAGUAAAGGACCACUAAACACUUUCGCCGCAGCAGGACGUUAUUGUCUGUUGGUGGUGGUCACACUCCAACUACCAACUAUUCAUUCUGCCAACACAGACGGUAGAACUGCCUCAGCCAUCCACAGCGUUUCAAUUCAUUCUGAGUCCACAUUGCAAUCGCUGUAAUAAUCGUUACGAAGCGUUACUGUCUACGACGACGGCGUUCAGGCAAAGCUUUUAAUUGACGACGAACAGCGGUUGGAGCAGCCGCAGCAGUAGCAGCAACGAGGAACAACAACAAGUCAGGCGGACGAACGAGCGUACGAACACAGUUUGCAGAAAAGGCGUCACCGUGCUUGCCACACUCAAAGCGAGGCAGCCGCAGUGACAAGAACACAAGGCAACCCCGAAAAAUAGGAAAAAACGAAGCAGCAGCAGCAGCAGCUAGAAGCAGUAGAGGCAUCCGUCGCAGUGGUAGAAUCCAGUAGUAGCAACAUUGGCCGUGGCAGUUAGUGCCAGCAACAAAAAGCUAGCUAUCAAGCAAGCACUCUAAAACGGCAGACAACAGCGCCAACGAGCUAUCAGUGGUAGCAGCCAGUACCUUGACCAGCAGAAGACGAGGCUGGCGUUGACCACUACCAUUUUGACCACUGAUAAGAGCGAACGACCAGCGAGCAGCAGCGCGUAGCCAACAACACGCAGCAAAGGUGCACAGUGGGUUAAAGAAUACGGGACCAAAGAAAACAUUAGCGCUACACUAUCAGGCGAUUGUCUUCAGCGCACACACCAAUGCGAUGCUUAAAGGCAUCGAGUAAUAUAAAGUGAAAAUAAAAGAAGACGAAGCGCGCACUUGACGUACCGUUUAAUAAUUAAGCGCGUUUUCGCUUAAAGCGUUUCCAUUAUUUUCGUGUUAUUGCUUUCGCUGCGCCACAUUCUUUGAGUGACAUUUCAGUGAUAAACGAGCAUUUCAUUAUCAGUCUUCAUUAACAGCCUUUACAGCAGCUUUGUAGUUGUGCUUCCGCAAACGAAGUUGCCAACAAAAGUGUUGUUCGCAGAGAAGUCAGCAAAGAAAAACAUUUUUUUUUCGCAAUUCAUAUAAAAGGCAGCAGCGCACGCGAGCGGAUAGCAGCGUCAUUGUCGUCGCUGAUUUACUAACCGUGACAUCAUUUGCGCACAAAGCAACUAUAAUUUUUAUAAAAUUUGCAACCACAAAAAUAUUAUACACAUAUACAUAAAUAAAAACAAAAAUAAAAAACUAAAUUAGUGAAAAGCGACAAUUAUUUUUUAAAGAAUUUUACGUAAAAAAAUCCGACAAAUUAAUAGCGUUUAAAUAAAAUGCAACAUUUUCUAAGCUGAGGAAAUUUUUAAGUGAGCGUCGAUAAAAUUCCAUUUGAUUUCGAGAAACGAGCGACUAGCAAACAAUAAACGAAACGCCUGAAAGUAGACAUUAAAGCUGCCAAAGAUGUUCUCCAUGUGUUCGAAAGUGAAGCCACGAAACUCAACAGUGAAUACACAACAACCAACGGGCACAGUUGGGAAACAGAUCAAAGGAGGAUACUUGUUGCGUUACAAAAAGCAAUUACUGUGGAAUCGCUGGGCCGAGGAAUGGGUCGUGCUGUAUGAUGAUUCAACAAUGGCUUGGUUUACGGAACCCGGCCGGUCAUCGCCAGCUGGUAAAAUCCUAGUCAAGGAAGCGCCCGAAAUGUUGGCCAUUGCACACUGGACUGGUCAAAUACCGCGCCGUCCACCACUGCCCGAAGGCUGCAGUGUGUCACAGCUCAUUGCGUUGGGCUCGAGAAGAAAGCGAUCCAAAGUCUACUGGAUGUUGGCUAAAUCAGAACAGGAAGUGAGCGACUGGGUUGACGCCAUUACUAAGACGCUGCCGCCACCACCACAAAUUGAGCUCGUAGUUGACAAGCCGCAUCUUAUGAAUGUCUUACGUCGGCCACUGGUGCGCAUCCGGCCGGCCACUACGUCGGAGGUGAAACAGCGUAAAGUUUCGGCGCAUAGAAGCAGCAGCGCUCAUCCGGCUUUGGCCCACCACCGCACAUUCUACGUACAGGAUCCGUUGGUGAAGAGCGAUGCCGCCGUUGCCAUAUUGAGUAAAAAACCUGAUUCGAAGCCGGCCUUGGCCUGCGCAUUGCCCUGGGGACACGGUUGGGGCUGGGCCACUUUGCCGAAUGGUGUGUGGAGUGGCGGUCUCACUUGGUCGCAGUGUGAGGACACUUUUACCCUACACGCACUGCCCACCACGCACUGCACCAAUCUUGUGGACACGUCAUGUAGUGGCGCCGUCUAUCACACCGAUAUCGGCGGCUUCGAUUUCCAUUCGACCGGCGUGGAAGAUCUCGGCGGUGAGGACUUCGACUAUGCCAUGGAUUGUGGGGAUUUUAUAUUUUAAGCGUAAACACUGCUAUGAAAAAGAGAAUGUGAACCCAUAAAAAGCAAUGGAACAGGAAGAGGAUGAGCGACAUUAAAGAGGCAGAAAAGAAAAGGAAGAAGAAUUUCAAAAAAAAAAAUAACAACAAAAAUAUUUUAACUGAAAAAAUAUAACCACCCCACCCUAGAAACGAGUGCAAAGGCACUUGAACGCUUAUAAGUUAAAUAACAAAAACAAAAACAAAUAAAGCCAAAAACUAGUUUAAUUAGCAGGGGCUCGAAAGAAAAGCCAAUAAUGGACUCACCUUCUAGUACUUUGGAAUAAAUUUUCACAUUUUCGCUGCACCCGAGUCUUGAACGAAGAACGAGCCGAACUGCAAAAAAAUUAAAAUAAAAUUUAAAAGUAAACAAAUAACAAAAAACAAGAUCUAUAGAAAUAUUGAAUUAUGUACAUGUUAACUAAUAUUACGGGUAAUAGGAGAACGAAUUUUCAGUUGGGUUCUCAACUGCGUGACAAUUUAGAGUUUUUGCAUUUUAUAAACGCCUUCGUUUAAGCGAAUCGACCGACCUGUGAGUGGAAUGGCAGAAUGGAUGAAAAUUACUAGCCAAAGAAAUAAUAAAACAAAGAAAAAACAAAAACAAACAAAUAAGUAAAACAACAACAACAACAAAUAUGAGUAUUCCAAUGGAUUUCAAAAGAUGCCAAAUUUUUGUAAGACGCCACAAAAACAGCGCAGCAGGGAAAACACUGACCCACAUUUAGGCGCCGGGUGCACCUAAGGGACGGGUAGCUGGGAAUUAGUAUUACUUAUGUGUAUAUUGUAGGGAUGUUUACACACGACGUCGUCAAUAGUUGUAGUUGAAAUUUAACCAAUCAUAGCGCAUAUUAAAACAAAAAUGAAACAAAAACAAAAACAAAAAUUUAAAACCUGAAACACAAACAAAAACAAAAAAAUAUAAAGUAAAAAUUUGAAAAAAAAACCAAAAGUAGCGGUAAAUUGAAAAAAGAGAUUUAGCAUUUUCAGCUGAUAGAAAAUGUUUAUUUUUAUGUGUAUAUGUACGUAUGUAUGUGUGAAACAACAUAAUAGGGGACGCAAAGAAUUUAGAAACCAUAGUCAAGUUUUGAAAACAUAAAAUGAAAACCAAAAAAAAAAACGCUAAAAAAUAUUACGUGGUAUAUUUGUAGGUUAUCAAAACAGCAAACAAAGAAAAACAACAAAAACGAAGUCAAAAAUCACACACACAGACACAAAGUACUCAUUGAUCUGCCAAAUAGUUUUGAAAGAUAUUUAAAGUAGGUAUUGUAUUGAAAUUAAAGAUGUAUUAAAUAAAAGAAAACAUUAAAAAGAUGACAAAAAAAUAACAAGAACAAGGAAUCGUUGUACACAAGGAAACGCCACCAAGCAACAAUGCGAAACACGAGCAACAUUUAAUUGACAAUGCAAAGUUUUUUGAAAUGCCGAAUUGAUUAUAGAUUUUUUAAAUGAUUUUUCGAUUUUUUACUGUUUUUACGUAACGAGAGAUAAAAUUAUUAAAAAAAAAAAACAAAACCAAACACAAAAUAAUUAAUUAGUAAGAAAAAAGUAAUUUUAGCGAAAAAAACUAGGCAAACCACGAGCAACAUGCUGGCAAUGUUCUCCGUUAAAUUACAAAAACAAUUGUCAAAUUUAUAUAGUAUAUAGCGAUAAAUACACUUGUCGAGCAAAAUAAGUAAAAAGAUAAAAAACAAUCACAAAAAAAUUAACAAAUGUUUGUAUGUAGUAAAAAAAGGAAAAAAAUAUUUAGAUUAUUAUAAAUUUCAAGCGCACGGCAUGAAAAGCGAAAAAAAUAAAUGUCAACAAUAUUUUAUGUGGGGUUAAAGAAAAAGCAAAGCAAAAAAACAAAUUACAACAACAUUUUAUGCAAAAUACAACGGAACAGAAAUGAAAAACACUAAACAAAUACAAAUUCAGUCAUACAUCAGUGUUGCAUUGCACGCGAAAUAAAAAAAAAAAUAUAUAUAUUUUCCAGUUACAAUUACACUCGUGUAGAAAUCGGCCAAUCAACCAAAGUUUCAAUUAAUCACAGAACAAGAGUAUUCUAAAUACUAAUAGAGAACGAAGAAAGCAAAAGUAUGGUAUAUGUUAUUUCUUUAUUGGUUGGCAGCUGAUGGUCGCCCGCAACUAGUGUUCCUUCCUACACCGAAAAACCUCAGCAGCACCAACAGCAACAAUUCAUAAUGCUCUAAGAAAUCACAAAAUCCUCAUAAAAGUAUAGAAAGAGAGAGAGAGAGAGAGAGGUAGAGAGAUAGCAAUAGAUUGGACACGGUGAUCCUAGAAGAGGUCUAAGGUAUAUAUAUGGGUUUCACACAGAAAUCAGUUCUAGUAAAAUCUAAAAAUUUUCAAAUUUUCGUUAAUUGAGGAGAUUAAUAUAAUUACAGAGAGACUUGCAUAUUUUUGACACUUUAAUUUUUGUUAUUUCAAAAAAGUGACGGAUGAGGUAUCUCAUUAUUAUUUAUUAAAUUAUUGUUAAAAACCAAGAAAAGUUGUUUUUAGUGAUUCUCAAUGAAAUCAAAAGAAAGUUUUCUAAAAUGUCAAAUUUUUGGCUUGCGCACGUUGAGUCACUUAGUGUCGUCAUAUACAUAAAUAUAUUCAGUUAAAAAUAAAAGCUGACUAUAAUUGUAUUUGAAAAAUUGUGUGUGUUCUGGAAAUAACGGGCGUUUUUCAUUUUAAACAAAAUAUUUGUGCAUUCUUCUACAUUAAUGUUGUCGCCUUCAAAAUAGUCCAUUCAGCCAAUUUCAUUCUCAAUCUUAUAAACAAAUUUCAAACUUGAUUUUUGGGAUUCCCUUUGCGCUUUUAGUGAUUUUCAUCAUUUUGUAAAAUGAUAGCCCUUUAAUGUUAUAGUAUAGUUUCUGGUCAAGAAUUUAAGAACAAGCAAAAAGUGUGAGUUUUUAACAAACGAAAAUGAAACUUCUACAUUUCUUCGCUAUAUAUUUCCAUUUAAACAUUUUACAACAAAAGAGUCACUAAAAGCAUUCAAAAUUGAUUUGACAAAUAACCGCAUGUUAUUCUGCACCUCUAUAAACGCACAAUUACAAGGGAUGUUGAUUUAACUGUGAACUAUCAAAUGUACGUAUGUGUACGUGAACUUUCGUGCUUUCCUGCCCUACAUACAUACAUAUGUACAUAUAUAUGUACAUUUGUGGAAACCUUUUGACAUGAACUUUUAUUGCCCUUUCACCGCGCAUAUUCGUUUUAUGGCAGUUAAUUGAAAAUUCAUGUUGUAAUUAAAUUCGUUACCAUUUGUCAAUUAAGCAUUGCGAACAACUCAUAUUAUAAAUAUAAAAAGUAUACAUACAUAUGUAUAUCGAAUAUGUAAAUAUUUGAAAAAUCUGUUAAACCUGUAAUUAAAUGAAAGACAAUGGCUUCAAUUCUUUUAUUCUACAAAUUUGAAAAUGUAAAGAGUGAUCCAUUUCGAGAUUCCCUACUUUUUUAAAGAAAAACCAGAAACUACAAAUUUAAUGGAUAAUGUUUAUUAUCAUUCGAAAGAACAUUCUUUGGCAUUUAUUUUUUGAAGAUUAUCUCUUUCAAAUGUUGGCCGCGGCUAUGUCUCAGAAGGUCCAUCCAUUGAGUCCAAUUUUCGAUUACUCGUUCGAGCAUUUCGACUGGUAACUGGCGAAUAGGUCCGCAUAGACCUAAGACUUGACAUAUCUUUGCAGGAAAGAGCCUAACGGUGUGAUAUCACACGAUUUUGGUAGCCAAUCAACCCUCCCAAAACGUGAAAUUAUCUGCUCACCGAAGUGUUCUCUCAAUAAAUCCAUUGAUUGAUGGGAUGUGUGGGAAGUGGCGCCGUCUUGUUGAAAUCAAAUGUCUUCGAGAUCACGAGCUUCAAUUUCAGGCAUCAAAUAGUCGGUUGUCAUGGUGCGUUAUUGACGGUUACGUUCUCACCGGCAUAAUUUUUGAAGAAAUAUGAACCGAUCAUUCUACUGGUCCAGAAACCACACCAAAUCAUUGUUUUUUGUGGAUGAUAAGGCAGCUCUUGAGUCUCUUCAGGCUGCUCUUUGUCGCAAAUGCGCCUAUUUUGCUUGUUUACAUAUCCAUUGAGCUAGAAAUGGGUCUCAUCGCUGAACAAAAUUUGGCUUAAACACGUCGUAUUUUCCUGGAAUUUUUUAAGAGAGAUAAAACCUAUUAUUUGAAUAAAAGGAUUUGUGGUUUAACUGAUUUUUUCGUCAUUGAAUUUGACAUAAUAUGAAUCGGGCAAAACUCUACCUCUACGGGAUACUUGUCAUAGCAUCAACAGACGUUUUCUAGUUUGACAAACGAAUUUUUACAUUGUUGAUUUCAAAUAUUUAAAUUUGGCAAAAUUCAAUUGAAGUAGAACUUCAGAUAUUUAAUAAAUAUAUAACAUUUUAAUGAAUGCCGAAUGAUUCCAUUCGGUAUAGUCAUAAACUUGAGUAAAUUUCUUGUAUGAAAAUGGUUAAUAAGUUCAAAACACAAUCUAAGUGAAAUUUAGAUUUAAAAGCGGUCGUCCUCAGCAAACCAUAAACCAAUGUAAUAGAUCUGAGUUACAGUUGGAGGUGUAAAAAUGCAUAUUCAGUGCCGGUUAACAGGGAAACAUAAAACCAAACAACAGAGUGAAUACAUACUUAAUUACAAAAAUUGCUUUUUCCGGUAUACCAAGUCUUGGAAGUGAAAAAAAAUUUAAAUUUUCUCACAUUGAAGUGAUGAUUAAAAGAGGAAUGCAGGAAGGAAGGAGGAUAAAGUGAAAGCCCCUUUUACACAUACGAAAACUUUAUAAGCAUAUACUUGUAUUCAUAGCACGGCCCGUUCCUGGACUAACUUUUGAUCCCACAGUAUGUAUGUACGCAUGUACUCGUAUUUACAUUGGUAGACUACAAGACUUAAGCAAUUGUCGCAGCGACAUUAAAAUAUUAUGUAUAGUAUGUUUAUAUAUGAAGUACGCAUUGUUUGGCUUUAUAUGUAUUGCAUACAUACAAAGAUAUACUCGUAUAGGAAACGAUAAAAGAAAAAUGGUUAAAAACAAAAAUUAUAAUGAAAAUAUAAUCGAACAAUAAUGCAAAAAUAAUGAAUAGCAAUGCCAAGAAACAGCAAAAUGCAAUGUUAAUGAAGCAAAAAAACAAAAACAAGAAACGCUUUGAAUAUAUGUAUUUGUCGAAAAGGGUGUUGGUAUUUUAGUUUUUCAAUGUAAAAUGUGUCUUAGAAAAUGCAAAGUUUGCCACUAUAAUUUGGAAAUGUAUGUAUGUACGUGUAAAAUUUAAAAUUUAAGUGAAAAAAACAUAAAAAAUACAAAUUGAUUAAACAAUUACUGUGUGAAAAAAUAUGAAAUCUGCACACUCGAAGAGCACACACAGUCGUUGAAUGUCGGCGCCAGUAAACCAAAAACUCAAAAAGUAAAAAUCAAUUUUCAAAAAUAUUUAUUAAUUAAAAAGUUUUCGGACAUAACUGCAAAAGUGGCAUUUAUGGAAAAGUAUAAAAAUAUUAACGGCAAUUUGUAACUCAAUUGAAAAGGGCGCUGACGUAACGUUUUAACCACAUUUACAACUGACGUAAGCGUAAAAUGUAAUUUCGAAAACUCAAUUGACCUCCGACAAUCAUCAUAUGAUAUCUCAUCGUAUUCAGAAACUACUUUUCUAUUUUGAUUGUUUUUUUUUUAUAUUUUACUUUGUUGUAAUUUUGAUUAUUCGCAGGUUUAUUUCGUUUAAUUGAAAUCUUAUAAAGGUAUUAAAAAUAAAAAGUUCAAAAAUGUAUCGAGGCAUUUAUUGUUUGUUUUUCCAAAGAAAUUCUCUCAAAUGCGAAACCUUCUUAGACAGAGUGCGUGACUCUGAUUGGCGAAAAGUGCUCUGAAAUCCAACAAAUUUUUCAUACGCUUAAGUAAUUUUGGGUUUCAUUCCUUAAUAGUCAGCGAUAUUUUCUGCCAGUGAAGACUAUUUUCACAAAAUAUUUGAAAUUUGAAAUAAAUUUCGAUCGACUUCGCAAAUCCGGUGUUUGAAAUAUUUUCUGGUAGUAAUCUCACAAAAGAUUUGAAAUUCAAAACAAAAUUUCGAUCGGCUUAUAAAACCCGCUGUCUGAAAUCAAAGCAGUCACAUAUUUGAAACUAAAUGAACUGAAUCUUAAAUUUAAUAGACGAUUCAAACAGACCGUUGAUUGAGUCAAUUAACAAUACUGCCUAUAAAUAUUCGAUCUAGCUGAAGUGGUUUUAUCCGCUUUUUUGUUGUUUUUUUAAGAGACAUUUUAUUUAAUAUAAAAAUAACCAAAUUUUAUUUACCGAAUUUAAUGUACUUUCAUAAUCGGUGAUUUAGAUUUCCUUGAUCCCAUAGCCUAUCUUCUGUAGGACUUUCAAAUAAAGGUGCCAAGCGGUGAGAAAGAUUUUUCUGCUUAAUGAUAAUAAUAAUUAUUAUAGAUGAAUACAGCUAAUAAUUGAAGGGCUAGUUAAUAUUUUGACUUUUGACGAAAUGACGACAACCCAAAAAAUAAGUAGUUUUUUUGGGAUAAAAUUUAUAUUUCAAAAUUCAUAUCAAAAAUCCUAAUCCUUCGUUCAUUACAUCAAAAAUAUGUCUAGAAAAAAUGUAUGAACAUUUAUAGUUGGCCGGUCUCACCGUUUCGCAGAAAUUUUCCUUACUGCUAAUUGACUAAGUUAAGGGCUGUCUGUAGCUCCUUUAAGGUUAAAAAUUGAUUAUCUCAUUUUCUAUGGGUGAAUUUAAAUAAUGUUUAAGAAGUUUUGGAUAUUAUGAAAUUCUAUGACUGAAUUUAAAUAAUUUUCAAGAAGUUUUGGAAAUUCUGAAAUUCGAAACUUUGUAUCCUUCUAUUAGGGUUCCCGAGGGUAUUUUUUAAUUUUUCCGAAACUUCGCUUCCUUCUAUCAGGGUUCCCGUGGGUAAAUUGUUUCCAUUUUAAGCUAAUAUUUAAUAUGACAACUUUUGUUAAUUUUUAUAUAUUAAAUAUUUUAUACAUUAUAUUAAAUUUUAUAAGAUUUUUAUAUUAUUUUUUUAUCAAAGAAAUUCUUUUCUUAUAUUUUCCAAUUUAUAUUUUUUAAAUUUCAUAUUCAUUAAUGAAGUCUUCGAUAACAUUUACAUACACACACGUAAUUGUGUAACAUAACGUAGUUAGAUGUAUAGAAUGUACAAUACAUAAGCACAAUUAGAUUUAUGUAUGUAGUCAAACUAAAUAAAAUUAAUGCAAAUGAAAAAAAACGCUAACACAAUGAAGUCCAUGAAAUCGUUAAAAACGCGAAAAUCAUAUAUACACACACACACACACAAAAGUACAUACGACAUACAUAAGUAUAUGUAGAAGUAUAACAACAAAAAAAAAGUAUACAUAUGUACAUACAUAUGUACAUGUUAAAGAGAAGAAAUAAGGAUUAAAAAAAUUAAAGAUAAUUAACAAAAAAACAAGAAGCGAGUUAAGAAUUUUUUGAAAAUAACGGCUAAUAAAAUUUAACUGACGCGAAGACUAAAAAUUUUCGAAAUUUUAAAUAUUUUCGUAAUUGAUUGAAAAAUAGGUUUCUAGUAUUUUAAGCGAAAUUACGAAAUAAAAACUGCAAUUUCAUAUUUUAAAAUGCAAUGCACACACACACAGGCACGCAGACACAAGUACUUACAUACAUACAUAUGUAUGUCUGACGGAAUUUAUAAAUUUCACGUGUUCCCUGAAAGUCUUCGAGCGAACGCAUCUGCAGCCAAUUUGCAAAAUAAACGCUCAACAUUUCGAGCCCAACAACCAGCAUAAGAAUAUGGGCCUAAGAUAAGGAAGAAGAAGAAGCAGAAGAAGAAGAAGAGUAACGCUCCGAACACAUAGAGAGCGACACGACACGGCAGCACGACAGUGAACUGUAAAUGGCGUCGUGAAUCCUACUACAUGAACAUUAGUAAGAAGGCAACGACAUAACAAUGGCCGGCACACAAAACAACACAGUUGUCCAUUUUGUAUGUACACAAUUUGGUGGUUGCCAUACUCACACCUUUCGCUUCAAUGAAAUUUUAGUAUUUUGUUUUGAAUAAUUUUACAUUUUACAUAUUAGUGGCAUCACUCCUCUCUUCUGUCAACUCUACUAUUAACUCUACUGUCGUUAGCAAAUAUAAAAAUAUGUUCAAGUUAGCGAGAGCGACAACUGUCGGCCUGCAGUCGUGUCGUCGUGCAGCUGUAUAAAUAACUGUGUCCAUAAGAACGUGUGUAUUUUAAUUUGACAGAUGUCGCUUACAGUCUGUGGCGCUCUAUGUGUUCAGCACAUAAACCAUAUAAGACGUGUUAUAAUACACACCAACAUAUGUAGCAUAAUUAUUGCAUGUACUGUGUAUGUUUGUAUGUAAUAGCGAAAGCGUGUAGUAUGUAGGCAAAUUGAAUAAAAAAAGUUAUAAUAAUAAAAAAACAGCAACAAAAACAAUGUGUUUCGCGUUUGCAAAAUGCGCUGUUCUAGGCACAUCUAGAAAAAUUGUAAUUUGUAUUGUAAUUGCGUCGAUGUCUUAUUGUAUGUUAUUGUUGUAAUGUCAUGUAAUGUAAUGUAGUGUUGCGUUAUGUUUCAUAACACAACGUACUAACAUAAAUGAAAAGUACAUGUAGCCUGAUUAAGAAAAAUAAAACUGAAAUAAAUAAA
This is a messenger RNA of Bactrocera neohumeralis, 11535 nucleotides long. RefSeq lists its product as uncharacterized. NCBI's taxonomy places the organism in Eukaryota, Metazoa, Arthropoda, Insecta, Diptera, Tephritidae. Gene Ontology annotation, cellular component: membrane. Bases 2029 to 2967 code for a protein of 312 amino acids. Gene Ontology annotation, biological process: regulation of cell differentiation. The transcript is spliced from 8 exons. The record is from RefSeq and is a predicted model, not a curated record.